CCCCACUUUGAGAACCAUUGGCAUACUAGAUGAGAAGUGUUACAGGUAUAGCGAUAUUGCAAAAAAAAAUCAGACAAUAAACUUUCACUCCAUUAUAGUUAAACUCUGCAGCGACUCUAUAAAUCUCAUGUGUUGUGAACUGUGCCUCCUGGUCAACUAUAACCCAAACUCAACGUUAUAUGUUAUGAUAUAUUGUGCUGCCCAUACCGGAUAUUGCAUUGUAUUCAGUUUGAGAAAAAUUAAACAAAAUAAAGGAGUUCUUGUUACAACAUUUUGAGACAAAUAUACUGUAUAUUUAAUGGAAUACGAUUUAGGUGGCACAACAGCCUCCUGAGUCAUAUGGGUGCCAUAGAGAGAUGCCAAGUGGUACAACUGGUGUGCCCUAUAUGAAACAGUGUUUAAAUUUGAAAGAUAUUACACUGUGGUUCUUAUCUGAUCUGCAACCCCCUCAAGGGUGGUGGUGCUACAGUUUGCAUUGCUUAUAUUUGAUACUCUGAGUAUUUAAAGUCAAAUAUGCGCAUCAAUGUUUUCGUAGGUGUUUAGGAUGGUCAGAACAGGCACUUUAGUCUCUCUGCUCCAGCUCUUCAGCACCCUCGUUCCCAGCGGAGCCUUUUCUCAGGAUACCCUUUACCCCUUUGGACCAGCUCACAGGGAUUUAGAAACCCCUAAGAUGGACGAUGGCAGUUCCCCAGAGAUCCCACUUCUAAUUCCAUUUAUAUUCUUCAAUGUGCCCUAUAGGUCUCUAUAUGUCAACAACAAUGGCGUAAUCUCCUUCAACAUUCAGGUGAGUCAGUUCACUCCAGAGGCUUUCCCCCUCAGUGACAGCCGCUCCUUCAUUGCUCCUUUAUGGGCUGAUGUGCAUAAUGGCAUACGUGGAGAUGUGUACUACCGUGAAAGCACAGACACAGAGAUCCUGGAGAGGGCCACUCAGGACGUCAGAAAAUACUUCAAGAAUAUGGUAUCCUUCACUGCCACCUGGGUCUUCAUUACCACCUGGAAUCAAGUCACCUUUUACGGGGGCAGCCAGACUACACCAGUAAAUACAUUUCAGGCAGUUCUGAUCUCAGAUGGCCAUGCUUAUUUUUCAAUGUUUAACUAUGGAGAGAUUCACUGGAGCACCGGCACAGCAAGUGGAGGGGACCCUCUUACAGGCCUGGGGGGAACUACAGCACAGGCAGGGUUCAAUGGUGGGGAUGUCAGCCAUUUCUUCAACCUUCCAGGCUCCCGUUCAAACGAAGUGGUCAACAUUGAACAGACCACUAAUGUCAAUGUCCCUGGAAGGUGGUUCUUCCGCAUUGAUGCUGACCAAAUAGACCCAGCAAAUGGCUGCAGCUACAUUGGCCGAUUUUACAGACGUGGAGAGGUUUUCUGGCUGUCAGACCAGUGUACUCAACGAUGUAGGUGUCUUGACCUGGAUAAUGAGGUCAUCUGCCAUGAAACACCAUGUGGUCAGUUAGAGACCUGUGAACAGGUGGAAGGGGCUUACUACUGCCAGCCCACACGCACCAGCACCUGUGUGGUGUUUGGAGACCCUCACUACCACACCUUUGAUGGGUUCCUCUAUCACUUUCAGGGUACUUGCUCAUACCUGUUGGCUCGCCCAUGCUGGGAAAUGCCUGGUUUGCCCUUUUUCAGUGUGGAGGCCAAGAAUGAGAACCGUGGUGUGCCCACGGUGUCCUGGCUGCGGGACGUGACAGUAGAGGUGUACAAUCACCGUGUUACACUACCCAAAGGAACUCUGGGAACUGUGCAGGUGGAUGGCCUGAUAAAGACUCUCCCUGUUCAACUUCAGCUAGGCGCAGUCAAGGUAUACCAAUCUGGCGUUGCUGUCGCUUUGGAAACAGACUUUGGUCUCUUGGUGACCUAUGACGGAUUGCACUACGCCUCCAUCUCCCUCCCCAGCUCUUAUUUCAACAACACUUGCGGCCUAUGUGGUAACUACAACGAUGACCCUGCCGAUGACCCUGUGUUGCCAGAUGGCUCUCUGGCAGAGAGCGUAGUGGAACUGGGUGGUAGCUGGCGAGCUGAAGACACAGAUUUUCGUUGUACAGACGGCUGUGCCCAGAACUGUAGCAUGUGUGAACCGGCAGCUGAAGCAUUUUACUUUCGAUCAGACUACUGUGGGCUCAUCAAUAAGACUGAUGGGCCAUUCAGAGACUGCAGGGCUGUGGUAGACCCAACAGCAUUUGUUUACAGCUGCGUUUAUGAUAUGUGCAGCAAUCGUGAUAACAUCACCACCCUGUGCCAAGCUAUACAGGCAUAUGCCCUUGCAUGCCAAGCCCUGGGAGUAACCAUACGACCCUGGAGAUCACGCUCGUUCUGUGCACUGACAUGCCCUGAGAACAGCCACUAUCAAGUCUGCACAAGUGCAUGUCCUGCCUCCUGCUCCGACUUAACAUCUCAUCUCUACUGUGCUCAUCCAUGUACCGAGGGCUGCCAGUGUGACCAGGGUUAUGUGCUGAGUGGCAGCCGCUGUGUCCGUCGUUUUGAGUGCGGGUGUGAACGUGACGGCCUGUAUUACGCCCUGAACGAGACUUUCUGGGCAGGGGAAGGGGGUGAGGUGGGUGAAGACUGCUCCCAGCGUUGUGUGUGUGGCCCGGCGGGUGAAGUAAAAUGCUUCAAUGACUCUUGUGGCGAAGGCGAGGUAUGUGCAGCAGAAGUCGGGUUGCUCGGGUGUUACCCUCGUCGCGAAGCAAUAUGUUCGCUAUCCCAGUCACAAAUACUGGCCACAUUUGAUGGGUCCACGAUGCCAUUCCCUGAUGAAAGCUCAUUCUACUUGGUCAAAACUUUGGGACGUUUGCCUGCAAAUGUAACAUCAGUGGAGGUGAAGAUUGGAAGGAAGCUUGUGAAUAAAGGCCCUACGUGGUUACGGCCAGUGGUUGUUAGGGUUGGUCAUUUGGAAGCACAGAUAGGCGGCUCAGAUUUCGACUUGAUCAAGGUCAAUGGUGAACCAGCAAUUGUUCCUUACGUCCAUCCAGUGGAGCCUCUAAUGAUCUACCGAUCCUCUGGUAAUACCACGGUGAUUGAGUGGAGUGGCUUGGUCCGCACUCGAUACUCACGUCAAGGCCUACUAAACAUCACUCUCUCCACUCUCUUUUACAACACCACCUGUGGUCUGUGUGGCUUUUUCAACGGAGAUCCAAUCGAUGACCUCCGGCUACCAAGUGGAAGGCAGGCCGAUUCAGCCGACCAGUUUAUUGAAAGCUGGAGAGCUAUUGCAGACGAUCUGACAUGCAAUGGCGAUUGUGAGGACUUGUAUCGCAUGUGUACAGAUUUACGGCAAUACCAGAGCCCAUGGCUGUGUGGGAACAUCAACGACCCAGGAAACAGCUCAUUCCUAGCUUGCCAUACAGCGGUUAAUCCGUCUCCUUUCUUCAGGAACUGCCUCUACAACAUGUGUGUAAGGGAGGGAAACCGUUCUGCCCUGUGUAACUCCCUGCAGGCUUAUGCAUCCGCUUGUCAGGAUGCUCAGAUCAACCUGGGAACAUGGAGAAGUGCUACCAACUGCCCUCUACCCUGCCCAGAAAACAGUCACUUCGAUGAGUGUACAUCUGCAUGCCCUCUCACCUGUUCUAAUCUGGAUGAACCAGAAGAGCCGUGCCCUCUACCCUGCUCUGAGGGCUGUCAGUGUGAGGAGGGUUUUGCCCUUCGCGACGGCAUCUGCGUAGCACGCAGUGACUGUGGCUGCUUUUACCUGGGUCGCCAACUGGCCACCAAUGAGACAUUCUGGACUGACUGGGAAUGCCAGGAGCGCUGUUUCUGUAACGGCACCGACAACAGCGUCUACUGCACCUUCUCACCCUGUCACCCAGAGGAGUACUGCCAAGAGAACGAAGGCCUCUUUUUCUGUCAGCCCAGGACUGAGGCCAUGUGUGCUGUUGCUGGAUAUGCACACUUUUUGCCAUUUGGAGGUGUGCCGUUUGACCUUCAGAGCAGCUGUACUCUUCGUCUUGCCACUACUGACUGCGGAGAAGGAGAUGAGGAUAGCUUUGGAGGACUAGACAGUGCUGAGACAGUUCUGGGAGGACUGCCCAACUUCCAGUUAUCAGUACGGAAUGAAGAAAGAGACACUGGCCAGGCGAUAUGGGUGCGAGGAUUUGUUCUGGAGGUCUACGGAUAUGAAAUUGAGGUGUCACGAAGCUUUAAACAUACAGUCACGGUGAAUAAGGAGCGCCUGUAUCUGCCUUUAAAACUGGGUCCAGGAAAAGUUAACAUCUACACCCUUGGUCUGCAGUUACUUGUGGAGACCGACUUUGGUCUGAAGGUGGCGUUUGACUGGAAUACUCUACUGCUCCUCACUCUGCCUCGUAGUCUGUUUAACGCCACCUGUGGGCUUUGCCAAGGAUUGCCUAUUUCUGGUCCCGCUCUAAGCGUCACUGAAUGGGGCAUGGCGUGGGCUGACCGGGACACUUUCUGCCAAGUGGGUUGCGGAGACUCUUGCCCCCGCUGUGGACUAGUUGAACGAGGCCUGGCCGCAGAGGUCCCCGCGCAAGUAACCGAUGCUGUUGGUAACAUCGACAUGGAUAACGGUAACCCCGGAAACCGUUUCCACUUCGCUGAAGGGUUGUAUGUGUAUGUCGAACCUGAGGCGGUGAGAUUAUGUGGACUUAUUAUAGACCGCGGUGGCGUGUUUGCUCGCUGUCACAGCAAAGUAGCACCAGCAUACUUCUACCAGAGCUGUCUGCAGGACACAUGCGUGGAUCAAGGCGCAAGAGAGACCAUAUGCAACUGGCUACAGAUCUAUGCCAGCACCUGUCAGACACAAGGAGUGCCUCUCAUUGGCUGGAGAAGUUCGACACCCUGUGUGUGGUCGUGCCCCGUGAACAGCCACUAUUCCAGUUGUAUGAUGGCGUGCCAGCCGCAAUGUGCCCCUGCGCGUGGACAGAGAGACUGUAAUCAGUACUGCGUUGAGGGGUGCCAGUGUGACCAGGGCUAUGUGCUGAAUGGCAAGAGCUGUAUCCUCAAUCAAAACUGCGGAUGCUACACAGAUGGGAAAUACUAUGAGCCUAAGCAGUUGUUCUGGAACAGUGACUGCACUAAACGCUGCCAGUGUAUUGGCCGGAAUCUGAUUCAGUGCGACCCACGGCGAUGUAAAGCGGAGGAGGAGUGUGUCCUGCGGCAUGGUGUGCGAGGAUGCUUUGCCAGACGGAAUCAGCACUGCGUGGCGUCCGGCGGUGGCGUCUUCCGCACUUUUGAUGGCGCUUCUCUCCGUUUACCCGCCUCAUGCUCGUUUGUUCUCUCAACAAUCUGCCACAAGCUGCCAGAGUUAUCUUUUCAGCUCAUUGCCAAUUUCGACAAAUGGAGCACACCCAACCUAACCACCAUCUCCCAUGCUUAUCUCUACAUCAACGAGGAGAACAUUCUCAUCUCAGGCAACACUGUCAAGGUAAACGGUACGCCCGUGUCCGUACCUUUUGUCACAGGUCUAAUGACAAGAGUAUCCACAUCUGAGGGAUUUCUGGUGAUCGACACUCCUCAGGACAUCCAGGUUCGUUAUAAUCGAUUCAACACCCUCAGCAUUACAAUGGGUCCACGGCUACAGAACAAGGUGUGUGGACUGUGUGGGAACUUUAACGGGGAUCCCACAGAUGACUACAUCACCUCUCGUGGAAAACCUGCUGUCAGUGCACUGGAGCUCGCUCAGAGCUGGAAGACAAACGGCAUGCAGAACAGCUGUGAUGAGACCCAGUAUGUUGCCCUGGCUCAAUCCUGUGAUAAUACAGCAGUAUCAGAGCUCCAGGGGGAGGACAACUGCCUGAAGCUUACCGAUUUGAAAGGUUUCUUCCAGCCCUGCCACGGUCUGCUGGACCCUCAUCCUUUUUACCAGUCAUGCUACAUGGACGGCUGCUACAACCACCGCAAGGCCCAGGUGUGCGGCUCUAUGGCGGCCUACGCUGAGGCCUGCCGCUCUUUCGGCACUCUCACCACCAAGUGGAUCACCCAGGAGAACUGCUCAGAAUGGAUCUAUGACCCCUGUGCAGGAGAGAUCUGCUCUAACAACACAUGUGAGCAGGAGAACGGAGAACUUUGUGGCUGCCCUGAACUUCCCAACAAUGACAUUAGUGAAGAUGACAUCAUCCAGGCUGAAGUGACCUGUAAGCACGCUCAGAUGGAGGUCUCCAUCUCUAAGUGCCGUCUCUUCCAGCUGGGCUUUGAGAGGGAGGAUGUACGAAUCAACGACCAGCACUGCCCUGGUAUUGAGGGAGAGGACUUCAUCUCCUUCCACAUCAACAAUACCAAGGGACACUGUGGCUCUAUUGUACAGUCAAAUGGAACACACAUUAUGUACAAGAACACGGUGUGGAUCGAGAGUUUGAACAACACUGGGAGUGUGGUGACGCGCGACAAAAUGAUCAACGUGGAGUUUUCCUGUGCGUAUGAACUGGACAUCAAGAUAUCCUUGGAGACCGUACUGAAGCCAAUGCUCAGUGUCAUAAACCUCACACUGCCAACCCAAGAGGGUAACUUCAUCACAAAAAUGGCCUUAUACAAGAACGCCUCAUACCGGCACCCGUACCGCGAGGGAGAGGUUGUGCUGAGCACCAGAGACGUUCUGUUUGUGGGGGUGUUUGUGGAAGGAGCAGAUGACAAACAGCUUAUUCUCAUUGUUAACAUGUGCUGGGCUACACCAUCUCGUUACAGCAAUGAUCGACUCCGCUACAUUAUCAUAGAGAGAGGGUGUCCGAACAUCAAGGAUAACACAAUAGGCAUGGCAGAGAACGGCGUGUCCCUCACUUGCCGCUUUCACGUCACUGUCUUCAAGUUCAUUGGGGAUUAUGAUGAGGUGCAUUUGCACUGUGACGUCACUUUGUGUGACUCAGAGACCAACGCCUGCAAAGUGAAUUGCCCGCAUAACAAAAGGAGUUAUACAGACUACAGUCAGCAUAAAGAACAGAUCCUGUCAGUGGGACCAAUCAGAAGAAGAGAUUCAGACUGGUGUGAAGAGAAUAAUGGUGGCUGUGAGCAGAUCUGCACUAGUCAAGUAACUGGCGCUGUGUGCAGCUGUGUGACGGGAAUGCUACAGAGAGACGGGAAGAGCUGCAGAGUCACCAGUAUGAGUACUGACCUUCAACCCCUGCUUCUCCUGGCAGCUGCUGUUGUAAGCGUCAACAUCGUACUUCAAACACACACCUCAGUUUUCUUCUCUUAACACACACCAAGAAAGGCUGAGAGAGGGAGAGAGAGAGAGAGUUGUGUAUACAGACAAAACGGAGGAGAAAAGCAAAACAGAGCCAGUCAAGGGAUAUGCAUGUGCAUCAGCUGCCUUGCGGUGAAGACCACCUCUGUGCAGAUCUCUUCAUCCAAGUGAAAACUGUGAUCAAAUACAUCCAAGUGAUCCUUCACCAGCUGGAUAUCUCAGACGUAAAACAACGUGCCUCGGUCCAACAUAAUAACCUGACACCCUGAAAGCACACAACUGUUUUCUUUGGCACAAAAUCGAAAUGCCAGAAACCAAAAACCGUCACUUUGAAAUGUAGUGAUAGCGAGACGGCUACUGAAUAUUCCACGGCCACUAAUGACAGAUUAGCAAGUGUUACUUAUUAGAUGAUGAAUUUUCCUGAGAAUCACCGAAGCGUGAGAGCACGUGUUGCAAGAAUGGAUGAUAAUUCUCAACACCAGUUAUGUUUUUUGUGGUUUCGUUUUAUCUAGUUGAUUUGAUGAAAUGUAAUUCUCAAUCUGCCAUUUUGUUUCUUAUUUAAAGUCCCCCUUUUGUUUGCCAUACUAAAGUAUUGCUGAGAUCAAAAUGCCAAUCAACAUUUGUAUUACUUUGUUUUCCCGUGGACAGGGUUUUAAAUUAACACCCGACAGGCACCAAAUGCAAGUAAAAAUCUGUGUUGGUGAGUAUAUGAAAUAGAGUUACUUGCCGGUUGAAUUGUUUUUUACAAUCUUUUUUUUUUUUAUUACUUCUAACAUUAUAACUGAGAAUGUGACAUGAUUUAGCAUGGUAAUUGCAGCGACUGCAUUGUAAUUAUAUAAAUACAUAUGGAUUAUAUAAAUAUCUGAAGCACAGUACUGUAAUCUGUUGAUGUGAGCAGCUCAUGAAAACAGUGUUUUAAUAAAUGUUGCUCAACACAA
Molecule: messenger RNA, 8076 nt
Organism: Danio rerio (zebrafish)
Lineage: Eukaryota; Metazoa; Chordata; Actinopteri; Cypriniformes; Danionidae
Source: RefSeq, a predicted model, not a curated record